UCAUGGACUCAACUUCCAACUACCUUAACACACUUAGCAUUUGGAGCAAAGUUCAAUGAGCAAAUGGAAAAUAUACGACUCCCUGACUCAUUAUUAGCGCUAGAAUUUGGAACAGACUUCAAUAAACCCUUGGCUGCAGGUGUCCUACCAUCAAAGCUUAUUGAGCUUACAUUUGGGAAUCACUUCAAUCAACAUCUGCCCCCUGGAGUCCUUCCGAGCUCACUCAACUCUCUAAUAUUUGGAUCAGAGUUUGACCAACCCCUACGAUUCGGCAUGCCAAUGAAACAUACAAUCCACUCAUCAUCACAGCCAAUGAUCACUCGAUACAAUCAUCCAUUCACUCCUGGAAUCAUCCCCCACUCACUCAAUCAUCUAACACUAAGCUUCUACUAUGAUCAACCUAUACUGCCUGGUGUGCUGCCCUCCAGCCUCACCUAUCUCUGCUUUGGAAACAACUUCAAACAACCUUUAAUCAAAGGUGUGUUACCAAGGUCUCUAACAGAGUUGAAGUUGGGAUCAGAGUUCAAUCACAGACUUGAGCCGGGUGUACUGCCGCACUCAAUCACUCAUCUCACUCUUGGCUACCAUUUCAAUCAAAGGCUGAUCCCAGGUUCAUUGCCAACAUGUCUGAUCAUGCUCACUUGUGGCUCAUUCUUCAAUCAAUCAAUCGAUCCAGGUACACUGCCCAGCGGUCUGAAGGAGUUGGUGUUUGGCCUGCGCUACAACCAACCCAUCCCGCCAGGUGUUCUGUCCGAGUCACUUCUUUCGCUGUCCUUUGGCGUUGACUUUAAUUGUCAGUUGGAGGUCGGUUCUUUGCCGCCACGAUUGUCACGCCUGACCUUUGGUCUGGAGUUUGACCAAACAUUUGUUCCAGGUGUGCUGCCCACAUCGCUGACUAAGUUGUCGUUCGGCUCGAUGUUCAACCAGCCACUUGUCCCUGGUGCACUGCCCAACGGGCUCCUUGACAUCAUGUUUGGGAAGGACUUCAACCAGACUCUAAGCCCAGGUGUGCUGCCAAACAAGUUGGAGGCAUUGUUGUUUGGUGUCAACUUUGACCAACCAUUGGUGGCCAAUGCCCUACCUUCAUCACUGCUCAGACUAAAGUUUGGCGACAAGUUCAACCAACCAUUGCCAGCAGGAGUGUUGCCAGAGUGCUUGAGAUCAGUCAGACUGGGUCCAAGCUUCAAUCAAGAUGCAUCCAAAGUUGUGUUGCCUGCCAGUGUAAACCUGUUGGCGCUGGUUGACCUGUCGCGCCAGGGCAAGUACCUCGCCAACAUAUCGAGCAAGUCGAUCAAGGUAGUCAGUGCUGACCGUGUCACAGACUUUGUCGACAGUGCCACCAGUACAAUCUUCAAAGCAUCUGUCGACGGAGGCGAUGAUGAUGCCGGGGUACAUGUGGACCACCUUGUCCUAACGUACAACACCAAAGAUCUCUACGACUACCAGGGUCUGGUGGGCAAGUGUGCCAACAACUUUGGCACCAUUACAUUUGUCGAUGUAAACACAAGACUACCAAGACUCUAUCAGAUAAGGUCAUUGAAUGAUUCAAGUCAUCAACCAGACUUAAUGCUAUGUGUAUGUUUCAAUCGAGGAUUCACCAACAUCAACUGUAACGUCCAACAAGAUAUUCGCUACACAUUCUUCAAAGCAUCUACAUUUGCCAAGUCUGAUCUAAUAUCAUUCAAUUCCUUU
Molecule: messenger RNA, 1692 nt
Organism: Acytostelium subglobosum LB1
Lineage: Eukaryota; Evosea; Eumycetozoa; Acytosteliales; Acytosteliaceae
Exons: 2
Source: RefSeq, a predicted model, not a curated record